This is a messenger RNA of Poeciliopsis prolifica (blackstripe livebearer), 2434 nucleotides long. RefSeq names its product interleukin 10 receptor, alpha (gene il10ra). The transcript is spliced from 7 exons. The coding region runs from base 145 to 1821 and encodes 558 amino acids. The record is from RefSeq and is a predicted model, not a curated record. Lineage: Eukaryota; Metazoa; Chordata; Actinopteri; Cyprinodontiformes; Poeciliidae. Gene Ontology annotation, molecular function: protein binding.
AGAAAGCCACAUCGCCGCCUUUGAUAGGAUUCUACACUGAUAAUGGUUUCAGUGAUCCCUCACUGAUCACUGGAAUGAAGGACUUUGCUGGAAGUUGUUGAAGGAUUCUGACUGCGUGUUUAUAUCCUUCUCAAGGGCGUGAAAAUGGAUAAGAAAUAUCAGCCACUGAGUUUGGUCGUGCUAAUCGUAUUCAUCGGACAUGUUUCAGGAUCAGCCAUUAAACCGCCUAGAAAUGUGGAAGUGCAUAUUUCAGAAGAUGAAGUAACGGUUCGGUGGGAAAAUCCUGAAAAUGCUCCAUCAGAAACAGUGUAUAAUGUCCAAAUGAGAAAGUAUGUCGCAGAACACUGGGAUAAUGUAUCCAGCUGCAUGGGGAUCGCAAGAAACUUCUGCAUCCUUACCGCAGAUAUAAAAAAAAGAAAUGAAUAUCAAGCUGCCUAUCAAGUCAGAGUUCAGCUUGUCAAAGGAGAUCAGCAAUCUGACUGGAAAAGAGGGAAAAGAUUUUUAUUAAAUGAAGGUGAAUUGCAGCCUCCUUCCUUUAGUCUCUGGGCUACUUCCAGCACACUUACAGUCCAUGUCCAUGAAAAACCCAUCUUGAGAGAAAUCUUUCCAUAUGGAGUUGUCUACACAUUGUAUUUGGAGGAAAUUGAUCGAGAAAACAAGAGUACCACAGUUUACCUGGAAGAUGAUGAGGAAGGGAGCAAGAAGAUGUUCACUGGUCUCCAGUGGGGAAAAAAGUACUGCAUCAGCGUCGAAGUCAAAGGCAAAGGUGUUACCAGCAAAAGCAACAUGUCUGCAAAACAGUGCUUGCUCCUCCCAGAGCAAGAAUUUUACAUUAUAGCUGUAUCAUCCUUAUCUAUUCUUGGGACCCUGGUAUUUGUUAUGGUUGCUAUCGGCAUUCUGUUGGUUUACCUAAAACGGCCUGCAAAAACGCCUGUAGUAUUGAAAACCCCUGUGAGUGGCUGGCAGCCACUUUCUGUCACAGAAGGGUCCAUGGAGGUGGUCACGGACAAAGGAUGGUUUAUUUCCAGUUACAGACUGGAGGCAAAACCCGCAGUGAAUCUCCCCGAGACCAGCCUUACAAUAAUAGAGGAUGGCGAGGAGGAGAACAGGAGGACCAGCUUGGACAGUGGGGUCAGCGUAGAGGCGAACUCCGCGGCAGACAACAGAGGACAACGUCAAGAGAGACAAGAGGACAGCGGCUGUGGGAGCAUGGGAGGCCCGGAGAGCUCAGCCCACAGUCACACAGAUUACCCUAUGCAGGAUGAAAGCAUGGAAGCGGAUGAUGUCAGCAAGAGGGAAGACAGUGGGAUGGGUUUGGGCUGCCCACACCAUUCCUCUUUCUUGACACUUGACAGCCAGGACACAAAACCUCUUGUCGAGACAGUCAUUGUUGGGAACUACCGCACCCAGAGGCCGUCUGAGAUGCAGGUUCAAAGCAGAGAUGGUGAGAACAUGUUAAAACAGAUCCCUGCACACUCAGUCAUGGCUGACGUGGUGACAGGAUACAAACCCGGGCCACAGUCCUGUAUCUGUUCACAAACAGGCCAGUGCAGCUGGUGCCACAGACACGGCAGUUAUGGACCCGAAGGAACCAAACUGUGCAGAGCAGUGUGUAUCGAAAACGUGCUCCUUGGUGGGACAACUGACCUGGUGGACUCAAGAGUCGGCAAAACACACAUGGACUCUCUUAUAACAAACUUGGAAGAGUCAUUUUUACAUGUCUCUGACACAUUUCCCCUAUUGAAGUCAAAAUACGAACAGGACAGCAACAUGAACAAUGUAUCCCUCUCCCUCUGUGACGUUCAGCUGGCAACUGACUAAAUGGUGUGGAAUUGCAACACUAUUCAUGCAUCCCUCCUGACGUACACAUCACAUUGAAUAGUUUGGAACGGAAGUGAAUAGAUUGCAAAAUGCUCUGAAGGAUUCAGCUGGUGGGGCGAAACAAAUCAAGUUGCACUCUGGUUUUAACCCAGGCGGGGCAGAAAAAACAAGUUAAACGGCAAAACUACUGACUAUUAACCAUUACUGAUGCCUUUUGAGCUUGUUGGUUGAAGAAGUUCUUCGAACCUGCUUCUCUGGGUGUAUCGUUGACUGACUAAACUGCACAUGCCGGAAAUGAAACCGGUACGAGGAGAACUGUGAAAAAAACAGUUUGACAGCUACCCACUUUAACAUUUCAUUUCACCUCCUCCGUCUGUGACGUGUCGUCUUUCAGGUUCUUUUUUCUUUUAAAUGGAGAACUACUUAUGGUACUCCUCCAGUAUUAAAUGGAGCAGAAAAAGAAGCAUAAAUCAGUUUUUCACUGCGAUCUGAUAUCUAACAGAUCGCUGUUUUUGAUUUAGCCUCUUGUGCCUCAGCAAACAGCCAUUCUUGAGUACAUCCUGUUGAGACUAUGUUGUGUUUCUAAAAAUAAAUGUAUUUAUUUAGUAUUUCA